Messenger RNA from Benincasa hispida (wax gourd), 2030 nucleotides. Its product is annotated as homeobox-like protein. The record is from RefSeq and is a predicted model, not a curated record. Lineage: Eukaryota; Viridiplantae; Streptophyta; Magnoliopsida; Cucurbitales; Cucurbitaceae.
UAUAAAAAUUUAAAAGGAUUCCGAAAAUGGAGAAAAGAAAAAAAGAAAAAACGGUUGGAAAAAAAGGCGCCAAAGGGAGGCAAAGUUUGUUAAUAAGAAGAGAAAGAAAAGGCUGAAACAAUGCGACGCCUCAUAAAUUCCUUCACCAUUCUCCAUUUUUCCAUUUUCCAAAUUUCAGCUUCCACUCUCCCUCUCCUAAAUUCUCUCUCUUCCUCCAUUCUUUCUCUGGUUCAAUCCUUUGUUUCUCCACCCCAAUUUGAUUCUAUCAGAUUCUUUACUUUUCUUUUCUUUUGAUCCCCCAAUUAUCAUUAAUCCCUCUCCGCCAUUCCCAAUUAGGGACUGUUGUUUUUCUGGCCGUCGGAGGCCUUUUCUUUUCAUCUCUCCGGCCGCCAGUCUCUAUGAACUUUUCAUCUUCCACUACUUGGGAUUCCGAUAUCUUCGACGCGGUAAUCUUCAGGCCACAUCUGACUUGAAAACUGAAGAGUGGUGCCUGAAGAAGUAAUUCGGAUAUCUUAUCUAUGGAAUCUGGGCAAAAGAUCGAGGCUGGUGGAUCAAAAACACAUUCUAUCAGCAGUACGGGCGAAGUUGGUCUUUCUAUUCCAAGCAAAAAAUUAGUAUCUUCCUUAUCCUCGGCAUCUGAUUCCUCCUCUGACAGCUCCUUUGAAUUGAUCGUAACUGGGUCCAGCGGCUUCAUUGACGGUACAAGUGACUCUCUGAAAAAGGAUGAGUGCCAUGUUGCAGGACACACGGACUCUGAAUUUGAGUUUAUUAGUAGUGAUGAUAUUGAGACUCAUCCUCCAAGGGCUGAUCUUCCCCGUGCUGCCAAGAGAUCAAGCCGCUCAUUAUCACGGUCGUCAUCAUCCGCAUCUGAAUCUUCCCUGCAUGAUCAUGUGAUUGAACUCCCAAAGCCUGGAAAGUACAAAGAUACCAACGCUAUGGAGCCACAUUCGAAUAAAACACUACGAGGUCCCGAACCUGGUGAAACCAGUCAUGUUGAAAGUAGAAAAAAUCUACAAACUUGUUCUUCCACCUCAUCUUCCUCAUCGUCCGAAUCUGAAUCUGAACGUAAAAUUAAACUUCAAAAGGGUGGAGAUACUGCUGGUAAUCUAUUGGUGAAAAAUUCCAGCUCUCCAAGCAAGGAAAAGGACAACAGGUUGGUUGCAGAUCUCAGUGAUGACGAUAUUCCCAUCAGCUCUAUGACUUGCAAUGGGCAAUCAGCAGUAACUCCAACGCAUAGGAUAGACUCGAGCUCAGGCAGUGAGACACCUACUCAAUAUCCUCCAACUCAAGUGAUGGAGAGAGCUGAUGAUCCUACUUCCCCUGCAUAUAGAAUUCCAUCUCGUGUCUUUUCUAGAACUAAAUCUACAGCGCCUAUGGAAUGGAGUGUUGCUUCAAAUGAAUCAUUGUUUAGCAUUCAGAUGGGGAACAUGAGUUUUACCAGAGAACAGUUGUGUUGGCUAGGAAAAUCAGGUGAGCUAUGUAGACCUGGUGAAUCGGCCCUUGACGUAUCCCAGCAUUUGGCUAUGAAACCUUCUGAUUGCGGAUUGAAAAACUCCCGUCCAGAUGGUGAUAUAGCGGCAACUGAAGCACGAGCUGCAGAAACAAUGAGGGAGGUUAUAAGAGAAAACUGCGAGAACCAACGCAAGGAGAGUUCGACUCUAACCGAGUCAUCGUCUCAGUCAGCCAGCAUUUCCCAUCAGUCAGAUGGCAGCACAAAAUCUUUCCAAUUUCCAAUAUUGACAGGAGAAGGAGGAAAAAGCAUUUCAUUUAAGGGAGCCGAUCCAGAGAAGGGGAAACCACAAUCACCACACCCAUCUUCAAAUCCUCAGACCCCAAAAGAAUCAAGUUCAGACGGAUCUCCGAAAGCAGCUACAAACGUGGGGCCAAAGAGGUGGUUUUCUUGCUUUUCUUGCUGCCCAUUCUGUAGUUAAGAAGUGUACAGGUUCAUCAAAGAUGACACUGCCCCCCUUUUCUUAUGUUAACUAGGAUAAUGUCAACAGGAUAGUUUGCACAGUUUAAUUAGUUCUCUU